This is a messenger RNA of Tinamus guttatus (white-throated tinamou), 432 nucleotides long. NCBI's taxonomy places the organism in Eukaryota, Metazoa, Chordata, Aves, Tinamiformes, Tinamidae. The record is from RefSeq and is a predicted model, not a curated record.
AUGGAGGGGGGACCUGGCCUCCUGCACCACGGCCUCCCGGGGGCUGACGCGGGCCAUGCUGCAGCAGAGGCGGCGGCGCUGGUGCUGGUGGCCCUGCUAUGGGGUGGCACCGGGCCGCUGAAAAACGCCGCGGGCCGGGAGCAUGGGCGGGGCCGGGGCCGCCUGCGGCAGCUGCUCGCCGAGAUCCGCUUCCUGGGCCUCAACUACAAGUACGUGCUGCCGUUUCUGCUCAAUCAAUGCGGAUCGCUCCUUUUCUACCUCACCUUGGCAUCCACAGACCUGUCCCUGGCCGUACCUCUGUGCAACUCCCUGGCUUUGGUAGCCACGUUAGUGACCGGCAAGAUUCUCGGAGAGGACAUUGGUGGUAAAAGUAAGUUGGACUUGAAAGGCCUUUUGUCACAGUGCCUCCUGCACGGGCUGCUAACGUGGUAG